GAGGGAGUAUAUGUAAAGUGUAAAAUGCAAAGUCAAAGUUGUAGACCUGACUCUAUCAUGAUCAUCUUCUUCAUCAACAACUCUGAUGAGAAAAUCUGAGCUGUAAUGAUAAAAUGGGAUCUCAUCACAGAAAAUUUCUCACAGAAUUAUGCAAUUUAAUAUGUCAUGGAAAGGAAUCUCUAUCAAAUUGUUUACCAAACAACAAAGAUUGCACCACCGUUUGCUUCAAAAUUUGUCUUCCCAAUCCUCAAUACCCAUUUUUCAAUUAUCCACCACCACCACCACAAAAACCACCACAAGUUCCUUCUUUUAUCAUAUCAGAUGAAAACAACAACAGCCACAAACUCACCAAUUACUUCAUCCUUACCCUUUCUCUUGUUGCUUUUGUUUUCUUUCUUGUUUGUAUUCGUGCAAUUUGUAUCACUUUUAGGUCAAGAAGAAGAACAAGAUUAUUGGAAGUGACAAGAGCAUCACCAUCAUCAUCAACAACAAUUCAACAAAUUGAUGAGAAUUUUGAUGAAAAUCAACAUGUUGUGGAUCAUCCAAUCUGGUAUAUUCGAACCCUAGGUCUUAAUCAAUCUGUUAUAAAUGCAAUUAGUGUUUGUAAGUAUAAGAAAGGUGAAGGUUUGAUUGAUGGAACUGAAUGUUCUGUUUGUUUGAGUGAAUUUGAAGAAGAUGAAAAUCUUAGACUUUUACCUAAGUGUAAUCAUGCUUUUCAUUUACCUUGUAUUGAUACUUGGCUUAGGUCACAUACCAAUUGUCCUAUGUGUAGAGCUCCAAUUGUUAAUAGUAGUACCAACCCUCCAAUUGAUAGGGUAGAGUCUUUGGAGUCUGUUGUUGUUGAUGAUUUGAAUUCAAGUUCAUUGGAACAUACACAAAUUGAGGUUUUUGAUGAAAAUAGCGGUGAUGGUGAAACCAAUUUAGGGUUUGAAAGUUGUGAUUUUGAAUCGGAAUCGAGGAAUAGGGCGACGGCGGAGGAGGAAGGAGAAGGGCAAUUGGGGGUAUGUGAAAAUGAAAGGCGAGUUGUCGAUGCGGUUGGUGUUGUUCGGCCUAGGAGAUCGGUUUCUAUGGAUGAUUCUUUUGUUGCAAAUAUCAAUAAUGCUCUUGCAAAUGUUGUAUCAAUCGAAUCGAAAAGUAAUGGUGAAUCAAGUAGAGUGAUUUUCAAUGAAGAUACUAUUUCUAAGGUUAAUGGAAAUGAGAAUUUGGCUACUACUUCCAAAGGUAGUAGUAGCUUUUCUUUUAGGCCAACAAGAUAUUUGCAGGGUGUUCCUAGUCCAAUGAAGAGAUCAAGUUCAUACAAUGGGAAAUUUCUUCUGUCUUGGUAUGGUCGCACUCAGAAGAAGCCAAAUGCUAUUCUGAGAAGCUUUUAAGUUAAUUGUGUUAUUAUUACCAUCUUUUGUGCUAACUUCCCAACUCAAAUAUACAUGUAACUCAGUAACUCUCAACAAGCUGAGAGGCUGAGACUUUCAAAGUUUUCUGUGUCAUAAAAAUUAUGUGAUGCAUCAUUAUCAAGUGUAUAAUAGCAAAACAAAAAGGUUACAAAUAAAUGUUGCUUAGUUAUUUUGUUCA
This is a messenger RNA of Trifolium pratense (red clover), 1569 nucleotides long. Its product is annotated as RING-H2 finger protein ATL52-like. The transcript has a single exon. The record is from RefSeq and is a predicted model, not a curated record. Gene Ontology annotation, biological process: protein ubiquitination. The coding region runs from base 114 to 1370 and encodes 418 amino acids. NCBI's taxonomy places the organism in Eukaryota, Viridiplantae, Streptophyta, Magnoliopsida, Fabales, Fabaceae.